Molecule: messenger RNA, 2448 nt
Organism: Cinclus cinclus
Lineage: Eukaryota; Metazoa; Chordata; Aves; Passeriformes; Cinclidae
Gene: MAP7
Product: microtubule associated protein 7
Exons: 20
Coding region: 1-2448 (815 amino acids)
Biological process (GO): microtubule cytoskeleton organization
Cellular component (GO): microtubule cytoskeleton
Source: RefSeq, a predicted model, not a curated record
AUGCCUGGUUCAACUGCUGCCCUCCGACAAGAGAGACUGAAGAAAAGUCCCAGGCCAAAUCCCCCAGGUUUAUUCACCAUUAAUGAAGAGGAUGAGCAGCAAAAAAACGGGAAUUCCACAAGACUGAAAGGUACCAUUCUUCUGGGUCUUCCUCUUACAUCUGAAGCUGAUGUAGGACCAGCUGCCCUUCUACAGUCUGGCAUGCCAGCAACUGAAGGUUCUGAAACACAAGAUAAAAAAGUCACUUCAGGACAAAGCAAUGCAGGAACUAAACCAGAUCAUCCAACAGUACUGAAAGUUGAUGACAGGCAACGGCUUGCCAGAGAACGGAGGGAAGAGCGAGAAAAACAGCUAGCUGCAAGAGAAUCCGUCUGGUUAGAAAGGGAAGAGAGAGCACGGCAACAUUAUGAAAAACACCUAGAGGAACGCAGAAAAAAGCUAGAAGAGCAGAGACUUAAGGAAGAGAGAAGGCGAGCUGCUGUAGAGGAGAAGCGAAGGCAGAAACUAGAGGAAGAGAAGGAACGACAUGAAGCUGUUGUACGUCGCACAAUUGAAAGAAGCCAGAAGCCAAAACAAAGGCAAAACAGGUGGUCCUGGGGAGGAGCACUACACAACCGCAUUAAUAACACAGGUUAUUUUUUUGAAUCAUCAUUCACCUUUCUCGAUUUAGCAGGCCUGGAGCACCACUUCAAAUCUCUGGGUGGUGCUAGAAAACCUGAUCGAGACAGGCGGUCUGUUUCAACAAUGAACCUUUCGAAACAUGUUGAUCCAGUCAUAAACAAGCGGCUCUCCUCCUCAUCUGCAACAUUACUAAAUUCUCCAGACAGAGCUCGCCGUCUUCAGCUCAGUCCAUGGGAGAGCAGCAUCGUUAGCAGGCUCCUGACGCCCACACACUCAUUCCUGGCUCGGAGUAAAAGCACAGCUGCAUUGUCUGGAGAUGCAGUUAUCCCCGUUUGUCCUCGUUCAGCAUCUUGCAGCCCCCUCAGUCCUCUGUCCUACAAGGCCAUGAACUGCAGGAGCUCAGGAGAACGAGCAAAACUUUAUGCUUCUACUGAUGCUGUUGGACGUCGGAGAACGACGCACCUGGCAGGGACUGACAAAAGAGAAAAGGACCAUUUGUCAUCCAGCUUCUCAGCCAAUUUUAAAGGAAGUCAUUUUACUUCCAGCCUCAAAGCUAGAUCAUCAGCUCCCUCUCCAGUUUGGCACGCGUCAAAGUCUUUGCCUUUUUUGCCUGGCACACCCAAGCAGAUAACUUCUCCACCUGGUUCCUCCAAAGUCUCCUCUGCUCAGACACGUCCUCCCUCUCCUGGCAACAUCCGGCCAGUCAAAAAAGAGAUCAAACCAGAGGGUGAGAAGAAAAGACCAGAAAAGGAGGCUGAAAAGGCCAAUGAGGCAAAGACAGAAGAGAGUAAAGGAAUUUCAGCAGGUGCUGGAGAACCCACAAGUCAGGAACAGCUCACUGUCCAAGCAGAGCUAACUCAAGCAGCCAGCCCAUCCCUACCUCCUGCUCCACCAGCUCUUUCUCCAGCCCCAGCACUGCCCAAGCCCUCUGCAGGUACAACUGACCCUGAAGAAGCAACAAGGCUGCUGACUGAAAAGAGGCGCCUUGCCCGUGAGCAGCGGGAACGGGAGGAGCAGGAAAGGAGGGAGAGAGAAGAGCUUGAAAGACAAAAGAAAGAAGAGUUGUCACAGAGGAUAGCUGAAGAGAGAGCUCGCCGAGAAGAGGAGGAAGCCCGCAGACAAGAAGCAGAAAAACAAAGGAAGGAUGCAGAAGAGAGGGAAAAGGAGGAAAGGCUGCGCCGCCAGGCAGAAGAGAGAGAGCAGAAGGAAAAAGAAGAGAUGGAACGCAUUCAGAAACAAAAAGAAGAGGAAGCUCGCCUGCGGGAAGAGGCUGAGAGGAUUCGAUUAGAACGUGAAAAGCAUUUCCAAAGAGAAGAGCAAGAACGCUUGGAAAGGAAAAAGAGGCUUGAGGAGAUCAUGAAGAGAACUCGGCGUGUAGAAGCUGUAGAUAAGAAAUCCAAUGACCAGCAAAAUGGACAUAUAUCAAAGACAAAUACUACUGGAGAAACAGUCGCAGCCAGCCCUGCAUCCCCCUCGGAGCCUGCAGCAGGACCUCAGCUCCAGCAGCCAGUGCCAGCUCCGCACAACGGGACUCCGGCCGCCAGCGCCCGCGCGGGGGCUCCGCACCUGCCCCCCGGAAAUGUGGACAGCAAUCUCAAUCCAGAGAAAAACACAAAUGAAAAUGGAAUGUCUAUGCAGAAUGAUAACUUUGAAGAGAUCAUGAACCUGCCUAUUGGUUCUAAACCAUCCCGGCUGGAUGCUAUGAACAAUGAUGGAAGCAAUAGUCCCGAAAUUCCUUUGAAUCCAAUUCUAGCCUUUGAAGAUAAGGGGACUCUUUUGCCUCAGGUAGACAAUGUUCAAACACAUCAAACAGCAGGGCUGGAUUAA